Vicia faba (fava bean) is the source of this 927-nucleotide messenger RNA. The record is from the annotation of a GenBank genome assembly. Lineage: Eukaryota; Viridiplantae; Streptophyta; Magnoliopsida; Fabales; Fabaceae.
AUGGCAAUUCCAAUAUUGAGGACUGCAAUGAUGAUUUCUCAAUCUCAACCAUUUAUUCAAUAUUCUAUAUCUGCUGUUGAUGAAAUUGCUAAGCGGAGGAAAAGAGUAGUGUUCUCUUCUUCUCAUUCUUCAGAACUUAACCCUGUAAUUAGGACAUCAGAGGUAUCAUUUUCUGUUGGGACUUGCCUUAUUCCACAUCCAAAAAAGGUUGAGAAAGGUGGGGAAGAUGCUUUCUUUGUGAGCAACUAUGAUGGAGGAGUUAUUGCUGUUGCUGAUGGUGUUUCUGGUUGGGCUGAAGAGGAUGUAGAUCCUUCAUUGUUCCCGCGCGAAUUCAUGGCUAAUGCUUACAAUUUUGUGGGAGAUGAGGAGGUGAACAAUGAUCCUCAAAUUCUUAUGAGGAAAGCACAUGCUGCUACUUUCUCUACAGGCUCAGCUACUGUCAUCAUUGCUAUGUUGGAAAAGAAUGGGAAUCUGAAGAUAGCUAAUGUUGGUGAUUGUGGAUUAAGAGUUAUCCGGAAUGGUAAUAUAACUUUUUCUACUUCUCCCCAAGAACAUUACUUUGACUGUCCAUUCCAACUGAGCUCUGAGAGGGUUGGCCAAACAUACCUUGAUGCAAAGGUAAGUAAUGUGGAGUUGAUGGAAGGAGACAUAAUCGUCAUGGGAUCUGAUGGGCUCUAUGAUAAUGUUUUUGACCAUGAAAUCGCUCUAACCGUCGGUAGAUACAAAGAUGUUUCGGACGCUGCAAAGGCAUUAGCUAACUUGGCAAGCAGUCAUGCAAUGGAUUCAAAUUUUGAUUCUCCCUAUUCAUUGGAGGCCAGAUCCAAGGGUUUUGAAGCUCCGUUGUGGAAGAAGAUUCUUGGAAUGAAGCUGACAGGUGGAAAGCUUGAUGAUAUUACUGUAAUUGUUGGUCAGGUUGUAAGUUCAUGA